Messenger RNA from Nezara viridula (southern green stink bug), 1315 nucleotides. The record is from the annotation of a GenBank genome assembly. NCBI's taxonomy places the organism in Eukaryota, Metazoa, Arthropoda, Insecta, Hemiptera, Pentatomidae.
GGUGGUAAAGGCCAUCAUGUCACAGUUUUGUACUUGAUCUAGGAGCCAAUUUUCCAAAAAUUUGCGCUUUUAUUUUAUUAUUAUUAUUCAUUUAUUUAUUAUUGCGCAAAAGAUUUAUUUCUUAGUUACUAAACUAUGUAAUAAUAAAAUGGACAUGGCGUUCUUUACUUCCGGGGCAUAGAUUACUCUGAUAAAUAUGUUUCAACGAUAUUGAAUUAUAAAAAAAUAUAGAUCAUAAUUAAUGACAUGCACAAACUAAGUGCUGAGAAACGGAGGACGGCUUAAUAUUAGGGGGUAGGUGAUAAAGUGGGCUAAGCCAAAAAACGUUACCGACUUCAGAAAAAAUUAUGUGAAGGGUCCAAACAGAAGAGGCUGAGAGAAUUUUUUCUUUUAAAGUGUUUCUUGUGAAAGCUACAGACCUGCCUUAAUUUAUUAAGGGAUAAGAAAGACAAGAAAAAAAAACAAUUUAUUACGAAUUUAUGUCAUAUACUUGGUCUUCAGUUUAAAGUUCGUAUUAUGACCGGCCCAUGGAUUCUCGUUCAGAAGAAAAAUAUAUUCCUACUUGACAAUACAAAAGUAGAAAGCCAUCUUCCUUUGAUCCGAGUAGCAGAUGCCUGGAUGGACCCCUUUGUAAAUAUCCACUACUCAACCAGGAGACAUUGAAGAUAGGGAUCGGACUGAGAAGGAUAAAAGAGCGACUAAUCAGGCUAAUGCCGGAGGGAGCGCACGCGAUGGUGGGACGGCUCAGCGACCGCCCUGAUGGUCGUUGUGAAAACCGCAUCCUUCCUCAGUCAAGGCUUGAUUGCUUCUAUUUCCGAUGGGUCAACGCUUCCUUUAUCAGCAUCAGGGUCUCGACAAAUUACGGCUCUCUGCUGAGAUUUCCAUCAAUGCCAGAAGAAGAUGAGAGAUCAUCCGUGAAUUUGCUGGAAUCAAGUGCGGUGCGGAAAACGGUGCUUCUGUGUCAUUAUCUAAGCUGCUUAUUGUCAUAAUUUCUGUGACAUGCGACUUGCAUGACAUUUUAAUUUGCAUUAAAAAUAAAUACAUAUUGUGUCCAACAUAUAUUUUAAAAAAAAUUGCUAUUCCUCACAGAGUACAUAGUUACGGUCCUUCUUCACAUGAUAUGAUUUAUAAAACAUAUCACAAAUUUCAUAAAAAAGUUGGUAAAAAUGUUUCACUAUUCAAAAAUGCUGUUUGCUCAUUUAAAUUAGCAAACUAUAUUAGCAGAUAAAAGGAAUAACAGUUUAAGAAAAGAGAAUGCAGUAAUGUAUCCAUCCUAAAUAAGCAGUUCAGGUCAAAAACAAAAUACAGCUAAAAU